Molecule: messenger RNA, 1970 nt
Organism: Odobenus rosmarus divergens (Pacific walrus)
Lineage: Eukaryota; Metazoa; Chordata; Mammalia; Carnivora; Odobenidae
Gene: ATG16L1
Product: autophagy related 16-like 1 (S. cerevisiae)
Exons: 18
Coding region: 147-1970 (607 amino acids)
Biological process (GO): negative stranded viral RNA replication; autophagosome assembly
Cellular component (GO): autophagosome membrane
Molecular function (GO): protein binding
Source: RefSeq, a predicted model, not a curated record
CCCGGACGGCAUUGGGGGCGGCCUGUGCGUGGAAGUGAGGUCUGGGCCACCGGCCUUCCGGCGUCCGCUGGUCUCCCAUGCUGCGGCCCAGGGCCGCCAGCCCCCACUCGGAUUGGCGGCGGUAAGGCGCCGGGGCAGCGCGCGAAAUGUCGUCGGGCCUCCGCGCCGCCGACUUCCCCCGCUGGAAGCGCCACAUUUCGGAGGAGCUGAGGCGGCGGGACCGGCUGCAGAGGCAGGCAUUCGAAGAGAUCAUCCUGCAGUAUAACAAGUUGCUAGAAAAGUCAGAUCUUCAUUCAGUGCUGGCCCAUAAGCUACAAGCUGAAAAGCAUGACAUCCCCAACAGGCAUGAGAUAAGUCCCGGACACGAUGGUGCCUGGAAUGAUAGUCAGCUACAAGAGAUGGCCCAGCUGAGGAUUAAACACCAAGAAGAACUGACUGAACUACACAAGAAGCGUGGGGAGUUAGCUCAAUUGGUGAUUGACCUGAAUAACCAAAUGCAGCAGAAGGACAGGGAGAUGCAGAUGAAUGAAGCAAAAAUUGCAGAAUGCUUGCAGACUAUCUCUGACCUGGAGACGGAGUGCCAAGAACUACGCAGUAAGCUUCAGGACCUCGAAAGAGCCAACCAGACUCUGAAGGACGAAUAUGAUGCCCUGCAAAUCACGUUUACUGCCUUGGAGGAGAAACUAAGGAAAACUACUGAAGAGAACCAGGAGCUGGUCACCAGGUGGAUGGCCGAGAAAGCCCAGGAAGCCAAUCGCCUAAAUGCAGAGAAUGAAAAAGAUUCAAGGAGGCGGCAAGCCCGGCUGCAGAAAGAGCUUGCAGAAGCAGCAAAGGAACCUCUACCCGUUGAACAGGAUGAUGACAUUGAAGUCAUUGUGGAUGAAACCUCUGAUCACACGGAGGAGACAUCUCCCGUGCGAGCCAUCAGCAGAGCGACCAGUAAGCGACUCUCGCAGCCUGCUGGAGGCCUUCUGGAUUCUAUCACUAAUAUCUUUGGGAGGCGCUCUGUCUCUUCCUUUCCAGUUCCCCAGGAUAAUGUGGAUCCUCAUCCUGGUUCUAGCAAAGAAGUGAGAGUGCCGACAACCGCGAUGUGUGUCUUCGAUGCUCACGAUGGGGAAGUCAAUGCUGUGCAGUUCAGUCCGGGCUCCCGGCUGCUGGCCACAGGAGGCAUGGAUCGGAGAGUUAAGCUUUGGGAAGUGUUUGGAGAUAAAUGUGAGUUCAAGGGCUCCCUGUCUGGCAGUAAUGCGGGAAUUACGAGCAUCGAAUUUGACAGCGCCGGCUCUUACCUCUUAGCAGCUUCAAAUGAUUUUGCAAGUCGAAUCUGGACUGUGGAUGAUUAUCGGUUACGGCACACACUCACGGGACACAGCGGCAAAGUGCUGUCUGCCAAGUUCCUGCUGGACAAUGCGCGGAUUGUUUCCGGAAGUCAUGACCGGACCCUCAAGCUCUGGGAUCUACGCAGCAAAGUCUGCAUAAAGACCGUGUUUGCAGGAUCCAGCUGCAACGAUAUCGUUUGCACGGAGCAGUGUGUCAUGAGUGGACAUUUCGACAAGAAGAUUCGUUUCUGGGACAUCCGAUCGGAGAGCAUCGUCCGGGAGAUGGAGCUGCUGGGGAAGAUUACUGCCCUGGACUUAAACCCGGAGAGAACAGAACUCCUCAGCUGCUCUCGCGAUGACCUGCUAAAGAUCAUCGAUCUGCGAAUCAAUGCCGUCAGACAGACGUUUAGCGCGCCUGGGUUCAAGUGCGGCUCUGAUUGGACCAGAGUUGUGUUCAGCCCUGAUGGUGGUUAUGUGGCAGCAGGCUCGGCUGAGGGCUCUCUCUACGUCUGGAGCGUGCUCUCGGGGAAGGUGGAGAAGGUCCUUUCCAAGCAGCAUGGCUCGUCCAUCAAUGCAGUGGCGUGGUCCCCCUCUGGCUCCCACGUCGUCAGUGUGGACAAAGGAAGUAAAGCUGUGCUAUGGUCGGAGUAUUGA